Zonotrichia leucophrys gambelii is the source of this 531-nucleotide messenger RNA. It is a transcript of the gene STMND1, whose product is annotated as stathmin domain containing 1. The record is from RefSeq and is a predicted model, not a curated record. Lineage: Eukaryota; Metazoa; Chordata; Aves; Passeriformes; Passerellidae.
AUGUUUACAUCUCUUGACGACACACCGCUCACCAAUGAGUUCAUCAGUAAAUCAUCACCCUUGGAGGAAACAGAGAGGCAAAAUUCAUUUCUUGAGGAGCUGAGGAUGCAGACAAUAAUCAAGAGCCAGAGUACCACUGCCAGAACUGUAGAAGCAUAUGAGAACAAGAGGGAUGCUCUGGGAAAGACACAGAAGAAACCCCCAGCUAGGCUGGAAAAAAUUGGAAAUGAGAAAGUGGGUGAUUUUACAGUGAAGGACAUGAAGCCUUCUGCUAAAGCAAAGAAACAGAUUAGGGAAGAGGAACUGAAUAAAACGCCACAACACAUCACAUCAUUUUUUCCCCCAGAAACUGCUCACCAAACCACAAAGAAACAGACUGAAAAGGACUGCCUGAGUUUUGAAAGCCAGAGAGGUACAGACACUCAGCCCUCACCUUUAGAUGCUGAGCCAGGGCUGCUGCUGAAGAAAAUAACUGCAGUAGACAGAACAAACAAUUGUACUGAGGAGAACGCUGUCACUGAGUCUUGGUAA